UGCCGCUGCUCAGGGAUCAGCUCUGGUGACACUGCAGCCCGCAACACCUUCUGAUCGAACCGGGACACUUUCCUCUUUUAAUUGUGUAUGAUUACAUUUGGAGGGACACUGCCAUAUUAGAAGAUCUGAGUUUUAACAGAUGAGAGGAGAAGAGAUGCUCUGUCUGCCUGACUCAGGCGACUGCUUACGGGAGCGGAUGCAGUACAUGAUGAGGUCACUGCAGGACCUGAAACAACUACGCAAAAACUGCCCCGCAGCCAGAAGCCCCCUCAGCACCCAACUCCCAGCUUUAGUGUGCCACUCUGCAGUGGCGCGCGCCUGUCAGCAGCGAGCUUUGCUGCGAGAGCAACGCACACGCCUGCGGCUGUCUGAUGCCAGCACGGCGAGCACGUACGACUCGGCCUGCUGCCUGGCGAGUCACCUGGAGGAGGACGAGGAUGACUCGAGCAGCCGGCUGGGCCUGAGCCUCAGACUGGGUCUGGGCUCCCCCAGCAGUCAGAAAAGCUUGGAGUUUGAUUCAGGUUACUCUGAGGCGUCAUGGCAGGACGAAGUGGCGGUUCUCAGGAGGACCAGGAAUGUGCGGGUGUCAUCUUCAGCCUGCCUCCGCACUAACAGAGCCCCAAGUGGACGCAUUCGACCCAAAUCCACAUCUGACGCCUGUCUGGAGAGGUGGACAUCGUUUGAGGUCAGCGACCCAGAGGACUGGACAAACUCUUUAUUGACCAGGGGACGCAACCGCCAACCUCUGGUUCUGGGUGACAACAGCUUUGCAGACCUCAUACAGAACUGGAUGGACUUACCAGAUUGUGCCGAGCCCACCGAGCUGAAGCCAAAUACAAGAAGUAAACAGGGAAGAGGUUUCUUUGUCAACAUGAGGAGGAAACUGGCUGGGUUUUCCAGGACUGUAGAGGACAGAGUGAGGAUGAGAUCCACAGACUCUUCUCAUAUUAACAGAACUGCAAAUGCUCCAAAACGUCUGUCCUGUCCAGUCGUGGCAUUGCAGCCCAAAGUCCCUUUUUUCCACAAGUCUUACUCAUGCAUUAACGAGAUGGACAAAGAGUUUUACCACUUUGCAGCCCUCCUGAAAUCACGCAGCCGACAGCCCAUAAUCUGCAAAGAUAUCAUUGGCUACGUAUGACACAAAGCCAUGUAAAGACUGGACAAUCCUCAGAGUCACUUCAUAUUUGAUAUGACUGUGUUUUCAUUUCUUAUAUGCUGUGACUAAGUUAAUCAAAAUAAAGAU
Molecule: messenger RNA, 1243 nt
Organism: Anoplopoma fimbria (sablefish)
Lineage: Eukaryota; Metazoa; Chordata; Actinopteri; Perciformes; Anoplopomatidae
Product: PAK4-inhibitor inka2-like
Exons: 3
Coding region: 140-1138 (332 amino acids)
Cellular component (GO): nucleus
Molecular function (GO): protein kinase binding; protein serine/threonine kinase inhibitor activity
Source: RefSeq, a predicted model, not a curated record